Molecule: messenger RNA, 4386 nt
Organism: Dunckerocampus dactyliophorus (ringed pipefish)
Lineage: Eukaryota; Metazoa; Chordata; Actinopteri; Syngnathiformes; Syngnathidae
Gene: stx1b
Product: syntaxin 1B
Exons: 10
Coding region: 361-1227 (288 amino acids)
Biological process (GO): vesicle fusion; exocytic insertion of neurotransmitter receptor to postsynaptic membrane; intracellular protein transport
Cellular component (GO): plasma membrane; endomembrane system; SNARE complex
Molecular function (GO): SNAP receptor activity; SNARE binding
Source: RefSeq, a predicted model, not a curated record
CUCCCCCACUCGUUCGUCCCGCUGCUGCGUUGCGGGGCCACACUGUGACCGCACCGACGAGGAAGAGGAGGAAGAGGACAGCCGGGGGGGCAGCUGGAGCACACGAGGCGCUUUAAAGAUCACAGGAGGGGGGCAACCAAUCCGUCGAAGAAGACGAAGAGGCACGUCGCGUUCUUCCUCUGUCAAUCCUGCUCCUCUUCAUCAAGCCGACAUCCUCUUUGGGAAUUUUCUGCUCGAUAAAACGACGACAGAGGCGUCGGAAGCCCCCCCCCCCGCCCCCCUCGAGAGCAGGUCUACUCUUCAUCUUAAAGCCCCUACCCCUCCCCGACAGGAGAGCCCACUCCUCAUCGUCAAGCAGCCAUGAAGGAUCGCACGGCGGAACUGCGGAGUGCUAAGGACAGCGACGAUGACGAGGAGGUGGUGCAGGUGGACCGAGAUCACUUCAUGGAUGAGUUCUUUGAGCAGGUGGAGGAGAUUCGAGGCUGUAUAGAGAAGCUGUCUGAAGAUGUGGAGCAGGUGAAGAAGCAGCACAGCGCCAUCUUGGCUGCACCCAACCCUGACGAAAAGACCAAACAGGAGUUGGAGGAUCUCACAGCUGACAUCAAGAAGACAGCAAAUAAAGUUCGUUCAAAAUUAAAAGCAAUCGAGCAGAGCAUCGAGCAGGAAGAAGGCCUCAACAGAUCUUCGGCGGACCUCAGGAUCCGCAAGACGCAGCACUCCACACUGUCCCGCAAGUUUGUGGAAGUGAUGACCGAGUACAACACCACGCAGUCCAAAUACCGCGACCGCUGCAAGGACCGCAUCCAGAGACAGCUGGAGAUCACUGGAAGAACCACCACCAACGAGGAGCUGGAGGACAUGUUGGAGAGUGGCAAGCUGGCCAUCUUCACCGAUGAUAUCAAGAUGGACUCCCAGAUGACCAAACAGGCUCUUAACGAGAUUGAGACUCGACACACUGAGAUCAUCAAGUUGGAGAACAGCAUCCGCGAGUUGCACGACAUGUUUGUGGACAUGGCGAUGCUGGUGGAGAGUCAGGGCGAGAUGAUCGACAGAAUUGAGUACAACGUGGAACACUCGGUGGACUACGUGGAGCGAGCCGUGUCCGACACCAAGAAGGCCGUCAAGUACCAGAGCCAAGCCCGCAAGAAAAAGAUCAUGAUCAUCAUCUGCUGCGUCAUCCUGGGCGUGGUGUUGGCAUCAACUAUCGGUGGGACGCUGGGCUUCUGAGCUUCCUGUCGCCAUGACGACCGCCAGACGGAGGAGGAAAAAGCCCAAAAACUUGAACCACAAAUGCAAGAAGAUAACCAAUCAGCAAACGGGACAUUCUUGGGGUGGGCCGAGGUCCAACAUUCCCACCAAAUCAAACACACUCAAACGCACCACAGUGUAAACGGACGGUUCCGGUAAACGUAUCGAUGUAAACAUAGCAAGCUACGCACGCGCCAGCUACAUGUUUUUUCUUUCUGUCUUCUCAACUUUUGCUUUCGGGAGGACGGUGAUGGUGAGCACCACUGGGCGGGGCGUCUGUGGGACGAGCACUCUGGCAGCCAUAUUGCUCGCUAGAAUGCCCACCUGGUUCUAGAUGGAAAGUUCCGGAAUAGUGUGAGCAUGUAUGGAAUGUUAACGAAUGCCGUCCCGCAGAAAGCGCCCCACCCAGCCCACGUUAGCAGGGCGGGUCCAACCUUGCUCUGAAACCACCCCUCAAUGGUCACUCCCUUCAGUCAGCGUUCAAAGCGUUCCCCCCCACUGGGGUAGGGGGAGGGGGUGCUGGGAGGGUGUCUGGAGCAUUAUCUUUGACCGCCAGGUGAUGCGAGGGGUGGAGGGGUGGAGUCAGGGGGGGUGGAACUCAAGGGAGAGUCAAUCUAUGCAGUUUAGACACAAGCGCGACUCGUCCCGCCCCCUGACUGCAGACGCCACGUCUCCCCGCCCACCCGAACGUUGCGACCAUAUUUAGUUUUCCAUGGGGAACGUUUGUUGACUCGUUAUUCCGUGGUGCUGCUGUUUUUGUGCAUGUGUUCCGUGACUUCCUGUUGAGUUCGCCUGAGCCGUCCUUGUCACCGCCAUCUGGCCGAGUGUGUUUGUGGUCGUCACGGUGACACAGGUGCUACCAACCGGGAGAGUCUCCUCCUCCUCCUAGAGUCAUGUGAUGCACACACGUUACUCGUGUCACACGUCCCCUUACACCAUGCUAGCUUAGCUUUAGCUUAGCUUUUGUGGAGUGGUGUCAGCGUUGAGACUGGGACGCUUGGAGCAGGAAGCUAAUCCCCCCCCCCCCCAAAAUACAUGUGCAUGUUGUAAACAUUGUGUGUUAGCGAGCGCACGUUUUGCUUUGCUUCCUUUAGCAUAGCGGUUGUUGAUGUAGGCACGCUAUCAGGUAGAAUUGUCGCGGUUCUGUGAAACAAAGGCCCACCGGCCUCCGCUGAGGCCGCCGUUAGCGGCGCACACUCCCUGUGAGACUAACAAACGCCGCUAAUGUUACAAACUGCACUCGGCGCUCAAGCAAUAACUGUCAGUCUUGUUGUCUGACAAGUGACUGGAAGCUAAUGCAUUGUUAGCGUUGGCGUAGCGAGUCAUGCUAACAUCUGGCGUGACGGCUCGGACGCGAACAGGAAGUGGGAUUGGCUUUGUUGAAUUAGUGCGUGUUGUGUAGUCAUUAGCGCUGUUAGCUGUAGAUGUAGUGUUGUGGCUUCGUGACAAACAAAAGCGUAGCGUGACGUGACAAAAAGAGAGUUUGUUUCAUUUUUGAUUCCCAAAACCAAAAGCAACAUGUGUAUUCACCAAAGUUUGCGCCUCUGCUCUCGUGUUGUGUUGAAAUGAAACGUACGCUUGUCCCCGCCUCCUUGCUCACCGCCAGUCCACCAAUCAGAGCUCCUCUCCACACCGCUCAGCGGUGAUCAAGUUGACGUCACUGUAGUUACAGCGAGGACGUCGUCGUAGCACCAGCCAGCGUCUUUGAUAUGUGUGUGUGUGUGUGUGUGUGUGCACGCCAUCAUCGUCCCCUGAACAAACGCAAACAUGGCGGCAUGAAGGUAGAAGGCGUGUCCUGGUAUUCCUGUCUUUCUGUGUUGACGUUUGUUUUUUGGAAAGAUGACGGUGUGGAUCAAGCCCCCCACCCCCACCCUUGUAAAAGCUCUUAUUCAAGUCCAAAUAUUAUGUUUGUUUGUUUUUUUUUUCCAAAAAAAGGCAUGCAAAGCGUUGUGGAGUUUGCAUGGUGAUGUUUUUUCGUGUCCUGACCUGCCGCCAUGUUGUGCACUUUACUGGUCAUUGGCUCCGCCUUUGUUAGCACGUUAGCUCGCUUCCUGCUUCUUUUCACAUGAUGGUUCCUUACCCCCACAUCUCCCCUACCCCUCCCCCGGGAAUGUGUGUUGGUCGAGUGACGGGAAGGAACAUUCAAGAGCACAACAACACAAGUCACUUUCACGUUGGCCACGCAAACCAAAGCUCACCGAGUCGCCCGGAGACGACCGCUCCAAAGACCAACCGGCCGUUAGCAUGCGGCCCUCCAUGUUUGUAGUCCUGAUGACGACGGUGAAGCUCUUUGUCUUCCUGAAACAAUUUCCAAAACUCCUCCUAGUUGCCGUGACAACGUCGGGGAGUCAGUAUUAGUAGGAAGAGUCUGGGGAGGGGGCACGUGGCCAAUUGGAAAGACUUGGUUGUUGUCAACAUAAACAAUAAUGUAAUUAUUGUAAAUAAGAGACAAAAGAUGACCUGCAUGUUUAUGUAGAAUUAUCUUCCUGACAAAGUUGAUGGAGUCUUGGACGUCCGCGUCCUCUUCAGCCCCCAAAAGUAACCCAGCAGCAGAGGCUCCGCCCACUGGCUCCUCUGAUCAAAGUGCUUCCCUCCAUUUUAGUCAACACCCCCUUUCAUUGGUGUAGCCAAAUGAGCCCUCCGCCAUCUAUUGGCUUCUGUUUGGCCCGCCCCUUAAACCUCCCACAGGCCGACCUUUAAUAAGUGUGCAAUACAGGAGGCGCCACUAGGGGGAGGCGGCCAGACACAAGAGCUCCGCCCACCAGACGGACAAAAAGGGGGACAGGCGUCCGCUCCCCUCAACUUUGGCAGGAAAUGCAACUUGUGUCCUGUUUCUUUUUGUGUGUUUGUGUGUGUAGUGUAAUGUAAAAGCGAUCUGUCCCCCCCACACACUUAAGACACGCCCCAAGAUUCGCAACAGUCCCCCCCUCUCUCGUUCUGCUGUUGGCUGUUCUGUUUAGUUCACGUGACGUGCAAGUACCCCCCACCCCCGAACUCUCGCUCUUUGCCCCCCCCAUGGAUCUUUAAGAUGACAACUCUAUGCAGAUGCUGUCUUUUAUAAGUGUGUCCAACAUUUUAAUUUCAAAUAAAAAAUACACAAAUAUUGAAACAUGAAUAAAUAAAGGAUUGUUCAGUGUU